Molecule: messenger RNA, 1658 nt
Organism: Sorghum bicolor (sorghum)
Lineage: Eukaryota; Viridiplantae; Streptophyta; Magnoliopsida; Poales; Poaceae
Product: zinc finger protein 830
Exons: 7
Coding region: 152-1237 (361 amino acids)
Biological process (GO): nuclear DNA replication; mitotic DNA damage checkpoint signaling; mitotic DNA replication checkpoint signaling
Cellular component (GO): spliceosomal complex; nucleus
Molecular function (GO): nucleic acid binding; zinc ion binding
Source: RefSeq, a predicted model, not a curated record
ACAGAAAUGGCCAGUCUGACGCGACUGUUUCCGUUCCUCAGAACCUUCUAGACGCGGACCGAAGAGAACCUGGCCACCAGCCGCAGCAUCUGUGCGCCAAGGCGAGGUAGGCAGGCUCGGGUUCUAGGGGCGGCGGCCUUGCUCGCCCGGUAUGGACCAGAGGAAGGCCAUCUUCCGCGCGAAGCUCCGCGAGACCAAGGAGAAGCAGCAGCAGCGGCGCAUCGACCCCGCGCUCGUCAGGUAUAACGAAUUUGAUCAGCCUAUAUGCAGAGUUUGCAAUAUUACGCUAAAGUCUGAAGCACUUUGGCCUGCACACCAAGUGUCACGGAAGCAUCAUGAGGCAAAAGCAGCAGCCGCCGCCGCCGCUAAGGCUGCAACAAGUGCAGGAUCUAGAGGCAACAGUGCCAAGCAAGAGCAACCAUUGGAGUCUCAGAAACAAAAAUCUUCCACACUACCUACCAAUUUUUUUGAUAAUCAGGGAACUAAAAGGCAAAGUGAUGAUGCUGGUUCUGAGGGAAGGUCUGUGCGCCGAGAAGUUGCUGUUGUUCAACCGAAGACCAUAGAACCAAGUACUGGUAAAUCAUCUGUUAGGAUGGAUCAAAUGUCAAAGAAAGGGAGUCAAGGCAAUACCAGUGUCAAAGGAACCCUUCCAGCGAAUUUUUUUGACUAUGGAGAAGAAGAUGAAGCUCCAGCUCCAGUUCCAAAAGAGCUUAGUACAUCUCAAACUGUUGCUGGUUCCAUUCACACGAAGGUGAAAGGCGUCCCUGAUGGCUUCUUUGAUCACAACAAAACUGGCAGUGGCAUGCAACCCAAUGAACCAAGUUCAGAAACUGCUCAAAUAAAAGGAUCCUUGCCUGAAGGUUUCUUUGAUAACAAAGAUGCAGAUCUCCGUGCACGUGGUAUCCAACCUCAAAAAGUUGACAUGAAUGAUGCAUACAAAGAAUUCGAGAAGGAAAUUCAGGAGGAUUUGCAGGAAGUUGAUGACCGCCUUGAAGAAGAGGAGAUUGAUGCUGCUGCUGAGAGGGAGGAGUACUUGACUCUAGAGCAACAGGAGUACAGGCAGCAAGUUGAUAUGUUGAAGAAACAGCUAGUAGAGUCAAAAGCCACCCGUACUGCUAAAUUAAAUAGCAAACCUAUCGGUAUGGAUGCUGAGUCCAGCAGCAGCGAAUCAUCAAGCGAUGAGGAGGAUGACAACACAGAUUUUGCUGUUGAUUGGAGAGCACAGCAUUUGAAAUGAUGGAAACAUUUUGCAACUGGUAUGAACUACCGUGGAAAGUCAGAACCUUUAGCAUCCUGCCAUUGUCGAGAAUUCUAGCCCAGUUCUUCAGUUUUUUUACAUGAAGAAAACACUGUAGUUUUGCAUCUUUCGUCUCCCACAGUAGUAACCACUUCCCAUCAUUCUGUGUAGCACCCAUUGGCAACUUUGUAUACACCGGAGUUCUGAGUCUUCUGACUACCUCAACCAGGCUGCGAAUCCCUUGACUGAUUGAACCUUGUUGGUUGUAGCACAUUCUGACCAACGGUUUAACUUGUUCCAAGAAAUUUUACACGUUGCUUCCGAUUUUGUACAAUAGGAACACAUGUUAAGCAAGUUAUCUGCCUCUAGAUCACGAUACCGUCAAAGAUUUGCUCGUGCAUUUCAAUCUUUGCUGUCGUCA